This is a messenger RNA of Ictidomys tridecemlineatus (thirteen-lined ground squirrel), 1246 nucleotides long. The record is from RefSeq and is a predicted model, not a curated record. NCBI's taxonomy places the organism in Eukaryota, Metazoa, Chordata, Mammalia, Rodentia, Sciuridae.
AUGAAGGCCUAUGUUUCCAGGGGCAACAGUGGACUCCUCAUUGAGCCAUUCGACAACUAUAUCGAGAUCCCCAAGCAUAGCUCUCUGGCCCUUAAUCAUGCUGGUGUCCCGCAGGAAUGCCUGCUCAGCCGCAUCCUGUGGGCAGAAGUUCAUGGUUUGGACAACGUGGGGCGGUGGGUGCGGAAGUGGAGCUCCAUGUUAGCAGAGCUUAGACAGGGUGAGGAGGGGCCGCGGGUGGAUUUUGUGGCUGACUCCGCGAGGCCCGGGCCCGAGGAGGGAUGGGGAAGCACCUACGAACCAACCCAGGGCCAAAAGACCCUAACUGGGAAAUCGAGGUGCCCUCUCCCGGCACUGGGGUCGCCACCCUUCCUGCCCAGUAGAAAUGCGGAGACCCUUGACCAGGAUGGAGGACGGGCGCAGAGGAAGGCGCGCGCACCUGGAACCAUCUCUGGCUGUUGCUACCCGUGUCCCAGGAUCGGGAGCCGCGUCCCCACGCCCACCACGCACACAUACACAUACAGACUCACCCGCUCACACGCACUCAACACCGCGCGCAGACCCCGCCCGCGGCCCCGCCCCGGCCCCUGCGGGCGGCCCCUCCGGCGCUCGCGGCCCCGGCACGCAGCCCGCCCUGGGUGGCGGGAGGCGGCGGCUUCGGGCAGAUUUGAUUUUCCCGCAGUCCGGGCGCCCCGGAGCCGGAGCCCCAGCCGAGGAGGUGGCGCUCACCGCCGCGUCCCAGCCCCGCCGCCGCCCGCGCCGAGACCCAGGGAGAGGCGGCGCAGUCCGGGCGCUCGGGGCUCCGCGCUGCCCGCGCCCUGCCACCCCCGCCGCCCGCAACCCCUCCCGCGCCUCGGUCCCCCACAACCCUCUCCCGGGCUCCUGCACCCCUUCUACCCCCGCCCACAGCCGCACGCCCCACUGCCCGCGCCCCUGUCUACGACUCCGCGCGUCCCUCCCGGUGCCCUCUCCCCGGAGCCCCUCUCCGUCUCUCCCCGCUGCGCCCCAGCUCCCCAGGCUCCUGGCCCCUCUCCGCUGGGCCCCCAGCCUCGUCGCAGCGUCACCCGCGCCCCCUCUUCUCCGCGCGGCCCCCGCUCCCUCUGCCCCCUCCCUCUCUCACUUCCCACGCCCCCUCUUCGCGCUCCUCUCCGCCCCUGGCCGCCCAGCCCCGGCUCCGGAGUUGGGGGAGAGCCCAGGGCUCCAGUCGCUCCGGAGGAGGCGUGAAUCGCGCAGGAAUUGACUAAUUUGG